AUGCCUACGUUUUCCUCUCAUCCAGAAACACAACCAAAAUGGUGGAAAGAGGCGACGGUCUAUCAAAUUUACCCCGCCAGUUUUAAAGACUCGAACGACGACGGAUGGGGAGACAUGAAAGGAAUUUUUUCCAAGCUUGAGUAUAUUAAAGACCUUGGAGUAGAUGCUAUUUGGAUUUCACCAUUUUACGACUCUCCCCAAGAUGACAUGGGCUACGAUAUUGCGAAUUAUGAAAAGGUCUGGCCUACUUACGGGACCAAUGAAGAUUGUUUCAAGGUGAUCGAAAAGACACACGAGUUGGGGAUGAAAUUCAUCACUGAUCUUGUCAUUAAUCACUGUUCUAGUGAACAUGAAUGGUUUAAAGAAAGUAGAUCAUCAAAAACUAAUCCAAAGCGUAACUGGUUUUUCUGGAGGCCACCAAAGGGCUACGACGAGCAUGGAAAGCCUAUCCCACCAAACAAUUGGAGAUCGUACUUUGGUGGAUCAGCGUGGACUUUUGAUGAGAAAACUCAGGAAUUUUAUUUACGCCUAUUCGCUUCAACCCAGCCAGAUUUGAACUGGGAAGUCGAAGAAUGCAGACAAGCCAUCUACGAGAGUUCGGUGGGCUUUUGGCUAGAUCAUGGUGUCGAUGGCUUUAGAAUAGAUGUUGGAAGUUUAUAUUCUAAGGUCGUUGGUUUGCCAGACGCACCCGUUGUAGACGAAAAUACUCCUUGGCAACCAAGUGACCCAUUGACGUUGAACGGCCCACGUAUUCACGAAUUUCACCAAGAAUUGAACAAAUUCAUGAGGGACCGUGUUAAAGAUGGUAGAGAGCUUUUGACCGUGGGCGAGAUGCAACAUGCCACUGAUGAAGUGAAGAGGAUGUACACUGCCGCCUCAAGACACGAGCUAGGUGAGUUAUUCAACUUUUCUCAUACUGAUGUUGGGACUUCUCCCCUAUUUCGCUACGAUCUGGUUCCUUUCAAACUCAAGGAUUGGAAGAUAGCGUUGGCUGAAUUGUUUGGAUUCAUUAACAACACCGAUUGUUGGUCAACUGUUUACUUGGAAAAUCACGAUCAGCCUCGUUCGAUUACCAGAUUUGGUGACGACUCUGCAAAGAAUCGUGUUAUUUCAGGUAAGCUUCUAAGUGUUCUUUUGACGACAUUGACCGGUACUUUAUAUGUGUACCAAGGACAAGAAAUAGGCCAAAUAAACUUCAAAAAUUGGCCAGUCCAGAAAUAUGAAGAUGUCGAAAUUAGAAACAACUAUAAGCUUAUCAAAGAAGAGCAUGGUGAGAAUUCUGAGCAGAUGAAGAGGUUUUUGGAGGGAAUUGCUUUGAUAUCAAGAGAUCAUGCAAGAACGCCGAUGCAAUGGACCAAGGAAGAACCUAACGCAGGCUUCUCUGGUCCUGACGCUAAGCCGUGGUUCUUUUUGAACGAAUCUUUCAGAGACGGUAUUAAUGUUGAGGAUGAAUCUCAUGAUCCAAACUCUGUUCUGAACUUCUGGAAGAAGGCAUUGAAAUUCAGAAAGGCCCACAAGGACAUCACUGUAUAUGGUUAUGACUUCGAAUUUAUUGAUUUAGAGAAUGAUCAGCUUUUCAGUUUCACGAAGAAAUACGGAGAAAAGACUCUUUUUGCAGCGUUGAACUUUAGUUCAGCGCAAGUCGAUUUUACGAUUCCUAAUGACGGCAGAUCUUAUGAUCUGGUCUUUGGUAAUUUCCCAGAAAAUGAAGUUGACCCAUCAUCAAGAAGUUUGAAACCAUGGGAAGGCAGAGUUUAUAUCUCUCAGUAA
This is a messenger RNA of Lachancea fermentati, 1770 nucleotides long. NCBI's taxonomy places the organism in Eukaryota, Fungi, Ascomycota, Saccharomycetes, Saccharomycetales, Saccharomycetaceae. The record is from the annotation of a GenBank genome assembly.